AUACGAAAUUUAUAAACAUAAAUGUAAAAAUAAACAAUAUCGUAAUUAAAUAAAUAUUUAUUUAAAUCUUCGUUUGAAUUAAUGGAAUCUAUAUGAAAUUAAUAAUCAUUCUCUUCUUUUUCUUUACAAAGCAAGCACAAAUCGUCAUAAUAGAUAGUUUUAUUUAGAUUAUGUUAAUAUCGGUCCAAAUUAUUGUCAUUAGAAGGAGAAUAAUUCUAGUCAAAUUUUAGCUUCACCUACCAAAAGUAAAAAUCACUUUUUCCACUAUGUUAUGGUAAAUAGAUGGGAUUUGCAUGUGGCCGUGGUCAAUCUCAACCUACACAGUUGAAAAGUUAAUAUGGACGGCGGAAGAACUCCAUGUCUGAAAGUCAAUACAAUUUAAACGUGUCUGGCCACCGCCAUUAUGAACUAGUUCGUUGCCUAUUGUCCUUUUAUCAAAUUCAACCUUCUCAGCUCUCAGCAUUAAUAUCUCUAAACGCUAGCUAAACCCUUCCAACUCCCAAAAUUUUAAGCAGGAAAAGUACUCUGCAAUUGGCAAAGAAAACUAACAAUGGUGAUCUUGCCAAAUCCAUGGUCUGUUAAAUUGCAGCCAAGUAAUAGUAGCCCUUUUUCCAUGCCCAGUUUGGUGUCCAUUGGCACAGGUAAACAUGUAUCUCACGUUGCCGUAAUCUCAACGCCGAAGACGUCGUACCAAACCAUAAGCCUUGAUCGGUUCAUCAACAACAACCUUGUUCUUCAAGAAUCGUCUUCAAGGCGAGGACAGCUUUUUGCGGAUAAGACUUUGACAACAACAGAUCUCGGAGAGAAAGAAGGUAAAAGUGGGUAUUCUAGUAAGAUGAAAACCAAGCAAAAAGAUCAUGAAUCAUUGGAGACAGAGAUUGAAAGUAUUAUCUGCAGGCUGAAGGCAGCUGUAGAGAGGGUCAGAGAGUUGGAGACACAGAAGUUAAUGGGAAGGUUUAAGGGAACAACAAUGUCAGAUGAAGAUAGAUUAUUGGUGGAGAAUACGAGUAGAGAAAUCGUAGACACGUUUUUGAAGCGGCCAGUCCAGUAUUUAAAAAGCGUUAAUGGAGAUUUUGAGGAGAAGCUGAAGGACUUGAAUUUGCUAAUCCGUAUGCUUGAAAAUUCAUGCCUCGAUUAUCAAAGGUGAAAAAGGCGAAAACCCAGACCCAGAAGUCAACCGAGCCUUCGCAAAACGUCGGCAUCUCGUCCCCUCGCCUCUUAGCACUAAAGACCUCAGGACUAAUCAUAUUUUGGUGAUUUGGAUAUGAAUGAUCUGCAUUCUAAAGUGAGCUGCGUCAACACGGCCCACCCAAACCAGGAUGCAUGGACUUGGUGGCCCAGACGUGGCCCAGGUUUGGUUUUGAGCAUCCAAAUAACGCUAAAUUGGACUUGGCAUUGGUUGACCCUAACUAACCAGUGCUACUUUGACCAUACCGCCAAGAAAAACGACAAUGUGAAUGAGCCGGGAGCUUAAUGAGAUGUCCUUUUUUAAAUCUCCGAGUACAAUUAUGUGAUGAUGGUGGUGCAACAGACAUCCUAUGAUGGUGGUCCAUCUUCCAUUUUCUAGUUGCCAUUUGUCCCGACAAGAAAUUCGCAUGCCCACUACGUGUCCAUUCCACCACCAAGGACAGUCACUUGACUCACUUCGGUCCUUAAAAUAAUAGUACGCAAAAGGUUUUGAAAUGUAAUGAAUGCCACGUGUCAUUGUUGGUUUCUCUGACACGCGUCAGGAAAUAAGAGAUAGAGAUUUUUUACAUUGAGUCAGAGCCCGAUUGAGAGAUGAGCGUCGUGGGUGGUACGCGCACAAACCAUAUGACCGACAAUCCCAGGUCUCGUCUCCAUCGUACUGAUAUAGGGGACUGAUUCUGGUUAUGGGACUUUCCCUCCUCCUGCCGCAAAACGCGUCUGAUUAAUUUAAUACUCUUUUAACAACUUCUGGUUACGUUUCAAAGUUGAAACUCUCGUUGAACAACGGUCAAUGAAAGUAAUUGUUAGAAAAAAAAAAAAACUCUUUUUUGGAUGAAUGUUUGAAAAUUCUUCAAUGAGAUUUUUUUUUUUUAAGAUUAUAUAUCGGUACAUCCAACCAAAUUAAUUAAUAAAAUUAACUCUUAUAUACGCCAAGUCAACACUCAUUUAUCACUACGUUAAGAAAUCAAUAUGCAAAUUUUUUACCGUUACAAAA
This is a messenger RNA of Durio zibethinus, 2182 nucleotides long. RefSeq lists its product as uncharacterized. Lineage: Eukaryota; Viridiplantae; Streptophyta; Magnoliopsida; Malvales; Malvaceae. Gene Ontology annotation, biological process: tetrapyrrole biosynthetic process. The record is from RefSeq and is a predicted model, not a curated record. Gene Ontology annotation, molecular function: glutamyl-tRNA reductase (NADP+) activity; NADP binding.